This is a messenger RNA of Sphaeroforma arctica JP610, 222 nucleotides long. RefSeq lists its product as hypothetical. The transcript is spliced from 2 exons. The annotation marks the transcript as partial. Lineage: Eukaryota; Ichthyosporea; Ichthyophonida. The record is from RefSeq and is a predicted model, not a curated record.
AUGACAGUCUCGGAUUCGGAGUCAGAAGAUGAAGGAAGGGCACGGCGUGUGGGUCAUUUGGGUAAGAAGAAGCAACAGGCGCGAGAGCAGAAGGAAGCCAGACGUAGGCAAAGAGAGCACGAACUAGCUGUGUGGGAGUCUAAGCAGAAACGCGAGAAGCUUGUGAGAGAGUACAACGCCACGGUGGAGGAUGAAAAGGAGAAAGAGGCUGCACAGAAAAGU